Molecule: messenger RNA, 1299 nt
Organism: Xyrauchen texanus (razorback sucker)
Lineage: Eukaryota; Metazoa; Chordata; Actinopteri; Cypriniformes; Catostomidae
Gene: dpcd
Product: deleted in primary ciliary dyskinesia homolog (mouse)
Exons: 6
Coding region: 110-712 (200 amino acids)
Source: RefSeq, a predicted model, not a curated record
UCAAUAUAUUAUCUAAUAUAGAUAAAAUGCCAAAUUUCUUGUUUGAGAAGUGACGUUGCCUUGGUAAUCGCGUGGUAUUGUUUGAGGAAAUGAAAGAGCGGAGUAAAGCAUGGCUGUUCAACGCUGGGCAGACACUCUGAGGAAAGCCAAAAAAACCGCCUUAAUAUCCGAUGGUAAAAGGAAAGUGCAUUAUCUGUUUGAGGAUGGAAAUGAGAUGGCUGAGGAGUAUGAUCUAAAAACAGAUGAACUUCUCUUGCGUAAUUGGCGUUGUAAAACCACUUUUGGAGGGCAGGGGCAGUGGAAAUUGGAAGUUGGCGAUAUAAGCCCAAACCCUGUUACCACUGAUUUAAUUAAAGAAAACGGUUCAAAUCCACUGUUUAUGCGCAAAGACACUAAAACCAGUUACCAGUGGAGGAUCCGUAAUAUUUCUUACCCUACUGAAGUCUACAGUGUGUCAGUAGAGCCGAUGGAAAGAUGUUGUGUCAUCCGGACCUCAAACAAAAAGUACUAUAAGAAGUUCAGUAUUCCAGAUCUCGACCGUUGCCAGCUGCCUCUGGAGAGCACGGCCUUGAGCUUUACCCAUGCCAACAACACCUUAAUCGUCAGCUACAAGAAGCCCAAAGAGAUUGUAACACUGGAAAAGGAGCUGGUUGGGGAACUGAAGAAACUGAAGGGGACAAAUGAUGGAGAUAUUGACUGUAAAACUCAGUGAACUGCAGUGGAUUUGCACUAAUUGUAUUUGUCUGCAUGUGGUUCUUCACGUUCAAUUUGGUUCUAUGUCUCAUGUUGGCAUGUUUCUGUCAGUCCUGUGCAUCCAAGCAACUCACUUUAAAUUACUUCUCUCUAUUGUUGGUCCUGAUUUCAGUUGAGAUUCUCUGGCAGCCCAUUUGAGUGUCUUUGCAGCUGUUAUUCAGAAGCGUGACUGAGUGUAAACAUACAGUAUAUAUAUUUUUUCUGUUCUGCUAAAUGAUGUUCCUAAUAUUUCUCUCUGAGUUAGAUCGUUAAUUUAAUAAAAAAAAAAUACAUAUAUAAAAAUGACUAUAACAAGUUUGUACGUUUGUUUUCUAUACAGAAAUGUCAAAUUUCUUGGCUAAUGCCAAGUUUGAGAAUACUGCUCUUUGUCCUUGUCUGUGAACUUUGAGGCCAUGAUAGUGUAUCCCUAAAAGGAUACACUAUCCUUUUUUAUUUUAUUUAGCAGAUAUACACAUUUAAAUGUAAACCAUUUCUCUUCCGGGAAGAUGGAGCAAAAAUAUUGAUGGCUUAUCGUGCACUCAUGGACAUAUUAAAAUAUUAACCCUU